This is a messenger RNA of Eimeria acervulina, 9906 nucleotides long. RefSeq lists its product as hypothetical. Gene Ontology annotation, biological process: regulation of transcription by RNA polymerase II. The transcript has 23 exons. Gene Ontology annotation, molecular function: transcription cis-regulatory region binding. The coding region runs from base 1 to 9906 and encodes 3301 amino acids. NCBI's taxonomy places the organism in Eukaryota, Apicomplexa, Conoidasida, Eucoccidiorida, Eimeriidae. The record is from RefSeq and is a predicted model, not a curated record. Gene Ontology annotation, cellular component: nucleus.
AUGCACAAGCAGCAGCAACAGCUGCAACACGAAAGGAAUCUAUGGGUGAAUACUCCUUGCUGCCAUCCGCAGGCCAAGCAACAGCAGCAGAAGCAGCAGAAACAGCAACAACACCAGCAGCAGCAUCAAAAAGCAGAAGCCAGCUGCAACAGGCGUGCGCGGAGCUGCAGCACGUGCAACAGUAGCAGCAGCAGCAGCAGCAGCAGUAGCAGCCUGUGUCUGCUGCACCCUACCCGAACCUUCGAUGUGGGGUGCCCCCCUAAUUUACUGCAUUUUGAAAAGGGUCCCCCUCAGGCACCAGAAACGAAUUUGAAGGUCUGCUGCUGCAGAAGAAGUUCUUCGUGCAGCAGCAGCAGCAGCAGCAGCAGCAGCAGCAACUGCAGAAGCGGCAUGGCGCGGAUGGGUGUCAGGCAGCGACACUUGCAGCAGCAGCAAGUGCAGCAGCAAGAGCUGCAGCAAGUGCAGCAGCAAGUGCAGCAGCAAGUGCAUCAGCAAGUGCAGCAGCAGCAGAUGCACCGCCAGCCCAUACAAGGUGGUGCUGCGCAUUGUGAGGCACAGGCGCCCCCUCAGCAUCAACAGAAGCAACUAAAGCAGCAGCAAAAGCAGCUGCAGCAGCAGCAGCAUGGCUCAGCAGCAGCAGAAAAUCUGUGGUGCUCUCCUAAUAUAUCUCAAACCCUACGUCAGACUCUUAGGAGGCAUCAAUCAGCGACUGAACGAUCUCUGCUGGAGCUGGAGAAGGCAGAAGCUGCAACAGAAACAACUUUAAAGGAAACAAUUGCAGAAAUACAAAACUCACAGAUGCGAGCAGCAGCAAACGCCCGACUGUCUGAGCAGCUGCAGAGAGAUAUCAAUGAAGCCACCCACAGCCUCCUUGAACACGAAAAAGACCUUGAACUCGCCAUUGAACAGCUCACGUCCUUGAAGAAGGAACAGCUUCAAUUCUCUUCUUGUACAGAGGACUCAAAGGCGAGAGAGCAGGAGGAGGUUUCAACUGGCGGCCUCACGGACGAAGAAUCACUGGCGGUAGACACGGAGCUGCUUCGAGUGUCUCAGGAAGUUAAGAAGACGAAAGACACCGAAAAGGAAGCAGCUGAGAAGGUUGGGCGUCUGAGGCAGCAGCUGCUGCUGCAGCAGCAGGAGAGACACAGGAGAGCGCUCUAUAAACGCAUGCAGCAGCUGCAGCAGCAAUACGAGGAAAUUGGACAGAGACAGAUAGAGCUGCAGCAGCUGCAGCACUGGUGGGAGGCCUACGGGCAGCGGCAGCUCCUGCACGAGCGGCGACAAGCGCAGUUGCUGGUGCAGCAAAAGAAGUCCUUCCGAAGGGCAUCAGAAGGGUCUGCUGCUGCUGCUGCUGCUGCACCAACGGGCUCGCUGCUGCGGCGUCUACCGCCAUACUUGCAGCAGCAGCAGCAAAAGAAGCAGCCAGUAGCUGCUGCAGCACUUGAAGCCGUUGGGAAGCAGCAGCAGCAGGAGCAACGGCAGCAACACGUACUGCGCAAGGGCUACAGCUGUCUCAGACAGCAUAGACAGCAGCAGCAACUGCAGCAGCAAGACCUACAACAGCAGCAGCAAGAUUUACAGCGUACAGCAGCAGUGGCGAGGCGAGCAGCUGCAGCAGCAGCAAGACUCAGAGAUACAGCAACACCAAAAUCUACAGCAGCAGCGUCAGAAAGAUCAGCAGCAGCAGAAACUGCAGCGGCACCGCAAGCUGCAGCAGCAACAGCAGCAGCAGCAGCACAGGCCGAGGGCCGUCUGCCGCCAAAGCGGCAGCUGCUGCAGCAGCAGGUGCUGCAGGAGCAGCAGCAGCAGCAGCAGCAGCAGCAACAGCGAGUGCUUUGGCAGCAGGAGCAACAGGAGCGGAAGCGUUGUCUGCCGCAGCAGCGACGCCAACGCGUAAUGCAGCAAGAGCAAGUGCUGCAGCAGCAGCAACAUCAGCAGCAUGAAGAGCAGCGUGCUGCUGCUGCUGCACCAGCUGUAGUCCUUGCGGGGGCCCCUCAGCAGGGGUGCGCCCAGCAGCAGCAGCAGCAGCAGCAGCAGCAGCCGCACACUCCGCUAGAGUCUUCGCCGCAGCAGCAUCAGCUGCUCCACCCGCAGCAACACAUGCAGCAGCAGCAGCACAUGCACCAGCAGCACAUGCAGCAGCAGCAACAGCAGCAGCAGCACAUGCAGCAGCAGCAGCAGCACAUGCAACAGCAGCCAACCUUAGGUGGCGCUGUAUAUAUGCAAGAAGCAUCACCUUGGGUUGCUGCAGCAGCUCUGGGGCUGCCGCAGCAGCAGCACAUGAAUUAUGCUGCUGCUGCUGCAGCACCGCAGCAGCAGCGCAACAACAGCGACUCAAAUGCUUCAGCAGCAGCAGCAGCAGCAUCACCACCCGCAGGGUUUGCUGCUGCCUCGUACGCUCCUGCUGCAGCGGCAGGAGGAAUGUCUGUCAACCCACAGCAGCAACAGCAGCAGCAGCAGCAGCAGUUGCUGGGCGGCCGCCACAUGCAGGCGUACGGAUCGAUGCCCGCUCACGCUGCUGCUGCUGAUCCAGCAGCAGCAGCAGCAGCAGGGGGGCCAGGCUCUCUUCGCUAUUCUGGGGCCUAUACAUGCCCUCAGCCUGCUGCUGCUUACUAUGGGCGCCCGGUGAGCAGCAGCAGCCCCUAUCCUGCUGCUGCUGCAGCAGCAGCUGCUGCUGCUGCAGCGGGGUUCGCUGCUUUUGGGGGCCCGCAGCAGCAGCAGCAGCAACAACCGCACCUCAUGACUGCAGGCCCACAGCAACAGCAGCAGCAGCAACAGCAGCAGCAGCAGCUGCCUCCUGGGAUGCCUGCUGGUGCAGUGUGGGCCGCAGGAACUCCAGCAGCAGCAGCAGCAACAGGAUCUCCUGCUGCUGCUGCUCAAGCUGCAGCAACAGCAGCAGCAGGCAUGGCAGGCUCGCCUUAUCCGGAGCAGCAGAUGCAGCAGCAUCAGAUGCAGCAGCAGCAACUGCAGCAGCAACAAAUGCAGCAGCAGCAACUGCAGCAGCAACAGAUGCAGCAGCACCAGAUGCAGCAACAGCAGAUGCAGCAGCAGCAAGCUAUGCUGCACUGGCAGCAGCAGCAACACCAGCAGCAGCGGCGCAACAGUCAUUCUACUGGGUGGGGAAUGCAGCAGCAGCAGCUGCCUGCUGCUGCUGCUGCUGCUGCUGUGCCACCACAGCAGCAGCAACAGCAGCAGGCGUACGUGCAGCAGGCUGUUUGCGCGGAGUCGCAGCAACAGAUGCAGCCUCAGCAGCAGCAGCUGCAGCAGCCAAUGCAGCAGCAGCACCACCACCAAGAGAUGCUGUAUCCUGCAGCACCGCAUGCAGCAACAGGAGCAGCAGCAGGAGCAGCAGGAGCAGCAGCAGCAGCAGGCCCUGUGCCACGUCCUCAGCAGCUGCAGCAGAACAUGGGCCCUUCUUCAGCACAGCGGAGCAGCAGCAGCAGCAGCAGCAGCGGCAGCGGCAGCAGUAGCAGCAUCAGGAGGAAGCCUUUUGUGAUGGAGGUGCCGCAGCAGCAGGGACUGCUGCUGCAGCGCAGCAACUUGUCUCUGCUGCAGCAAGAAGCAGCAUGGAUGGCUCGCGAUUAUUACUAUGAACGGCGGUGGAAGAAGCAGCUGCUGCUGCGGCUGGGCAGCAGCGCAGCAGCAGCAAAACGUGUGAAGAUGCUGCAGCAGCAGCAGGAAGAAAGGAGAGUCCUUGCUGCUCCCUGGGCAGCAGCUGUAGAGACAGUGUACAUCGCUCUCUUGCGUCAGGUGUAUAGGGACCUUGUGCCUCCUGAAUGGGCGUCGCUAGCAGCAGAUAUACCCCCAAUCGAUAAUUGCCCGGGGCUUGAGGUGUAUAGGCAGCUGGUGGAGCAGCAGCAGCAGAAGCAGCAGCAGCAGCAGGAGCAGCAGGAUAUUGACGAGGACGAGCUGCUGCCUCCUUUUUUGCAGCAGCAGUUGCCGCUGCAGCAGCAGUUGCUGCUGCAGCAGCUGCAGCAGCAGCAGGAUGGCGGGGUGCAGCGGCAAGCGCUUAUAGAGAAGAUCAAGAGACAAUGCCUCUUCCGCCUAGCAGCAGCAGGCAGCAGCAGCAGCCCUUGGAGGCCCCAGCCUCCUGCUGCUUGGGCGACGCAGUCUCCUCUUGCUGCUGCAGCAGAAGCACUGGUGCUGCAGCUUGAAAGCAACAGAGCUGCUAACACACAGCCGCUGCCUCCUCGUUACUGCCAGCUGUCUCCGCAGCUGCAUGCAUAUCUCUUGUGUCUGUUAACGAAGCGGAAGCUCGAGUGUGAAGCUGCUGCUACUGCAGCAGCAGCACCAACUGAUGGAGCAGCAGCAGCAGCAGAAACAGCAGCAACACCAGCAGCAGCAGCAAAGCAGCACCCGAAGGGGGCAAUCCUAGUUAAAGAGGAAAGAGCGCUUCAAUCAACAGCAGCAGCAGCAGCAGCUAAGAGCAGCAGCAGCUGGAGCAGCAGCAGCUGGAGCGACUUGGAAGAUGCUGCAUGCAGCCGCACUUUAGAUGACUGGCUGUAUCAUCAGCAGGAGCAGCUGCUGCAGCAGCAGCACCCAUUGAUAUUGAAUAUGUUUGCUGCAGCGCCUGCUGCUUUUGUUGCUGCUGCUGGCUUACUAGAAAACCUGCAGCCCCUGCAGCCGCUGCAGCAGCACCAGCCCCGGAAGCGGCAGCAGCAGCAGCAGCAGCUGUUGCUACCACCAAAGCAGGCGGAUGAAGAGCAGCAGCAGCAGCAGCAGCACUCAGCAGAAGCAGCAGCAGAAGCAGAAGAACGAAGGCAGCAGCAGAUUCGCGCUUUAGCUGUCUCCUGCAUGCUUGACAGUGUGCAGCAGCAGGGGGUGUAUGUACACCCCGUGGAGUUGAGGCCUCCUCAGCUGCCAGUAGAUCUCAUCACGCUCCCUGCCUUCACAACCGGCGGCUGCUGGCGGCGCUGCGUGCGGCUGCUGCUGCAGCAGUUCAGCAGCAGCAGAAAGACAGAUGCUGCUGCUGCUCAGGGAGAGGCAGCAGCAGCAACAGCAGCAGCACCGAUUGUGGGGGCGACAGCAGCAACAGCCGCAGCAGCACAGCAGCAGCAGCACGGGGCUGCAGCAGGAGCAUGGGGAUCAGCAGCAGCAGAUCGAGGCGCUGCAGCAGCAUAUGCAGAUACACUGCGGAGACAAGGGGCAGGCAAGAUGUCUGUGUAUGAUGCGCGGGGACGGCGAGCGGGAGGAAUGCCUGUAGAAGCAGCAGCAACGGAAGCCGACAGGGCAGCAGCAGCAGCCGCAGCUGCCGCUGCAGCUGCUGCUGCUGCUGCGCACGACAGCGAGACGCUGCUGCAGCGCCGCAGCCAGCAGCAGCAGCAGCAGCAGUGGGAUCUGCACGAGUCUGCUUUGCUGCUGCACUUAGCGGGUCGUUUUGCUGGCAGCAGCAGCAGAAGCAGCAGCAGCAGCAGCAGGGCUUGGUUCUCAUCAGCAGCAUCUUUACCCCUCAAAAGCAGCAGCAGCAGCAGCAGCAGCAGCAACGAUAUUAACUGGGGUUUGGUUGCUAGUGCUUUGUCUUGCCUGGGAUCGUGUGGGGGGAUCGUCUCCAGGCUUCGUCUCCCAGAUGAGUGCUGCAGACAGUACACUGUGCUGCUGCAGCAUCUGCAGCAGCUCCGCCAGACGCCAAAAGAUAUGCGGCACCCGAUGCUGCUGCUGCUGCUGCUGCAGCGGAGGUCUAUUACUGCUGUUGAUGUCAUCGCUAAGUGCCUUCCGGCUCAUUGUUCGUUUGGUGGUUUUGCUGCUGCUGAUCGGCACAAACCUUCAUUUGAGUUGCUGCUGCCCCUGAAGCCUCGCCAGUUGCUGCUGCUGCAGCAGCAGCAGCAGCGGCGGCGGCAGCAGCAGCAGAAGCAGCAGCAGCUGAUGCUGCUAGACCGCAAGGCGCUUCCAGGGCCUGGAGAUAUGAAAAGAGAGGAGGAGUCAACUACAACGAGCAUAACAAGCAGCAGCAGCAACAGCAGCAGCAGCAGCAGCAGCAGCAGCACGAGUCCGUUCCUGCUGCCACCUGCUGCUGCUGUUGUGGUGGAAGGAGAAGAAGCAGCAGCAGCACGUGCUUUCUCGCUGCCCAUUGACUUCGAGUCGGAGCUGCGGCUCUUCCAGAAGCUGCAGCAGCAGCAGCAGGAGCAGCAGCAGCAGCAGGAGCAGCAGCAGCAGCAGCAGGAUGACUGUUGGAUUUUGGCGCCUCGUAUAAAAUCGUAUUCAUUAGAUUGGGCUGCUGCUUCCUCACGUGCGCAGCAGCAGCAGCAGCGGCUGUGGCUGGCGGAGGCUGCAGCAGCACCGUCAGCAGCAGCAGCAGCAGCAGCAGCAGCAGGUGCAGCAGCAGCGGAGGAUCCAAAUGAAGAAACGCUGCAGCAAGUACUCUCUUCCCUUUGCUCUCGUAAGGGUUUGCAUUUAAGGCUGAGGGCUCGUGAGAAGAGGUACAGCAGCAGCAGCAACAGCAGCAGCAGCAGCAGCAGCAGCAGCAGCAGCAGCAGCUUGCCAUCAGCAAAGAAGCGCAAGCAGCACUCCCUGUACAAGACCAUCCAUGACAUGGGAGCGCAUAGUGUCUCUGCUUGGGGUGUAUCUGCCUGGGCCUUUCUUCAUUCGUCUCCUCCCCCUCCUUCUGCAGAGCCCCCCGUUGACCCGCAGCAGUGCGCCGGGCUGCGAGCUGCAGCAGCAGUUAUUUGCCGCUGCAGCAACAGCAUGCGUCGGCGUCUCGCGGUGCAGCAGCAGCAAGAAGCCCUUCAUAUCCGCAGCCUUCUUCCCGCUGGCGCGGACCCGAAGCUGAUAACUCCUCCCCACCCUUCUCACCACAACCUGGCGAAGCAAGCGCGCCGCCACUUUGCGCUGUUUGAAAGAGGCGAGAAGGCAGCAGAGACAGCAGCAACAGAAGCAGCGAAGCCAGCGUCGUCAACGCCUGCAGCAGCAGCAACAGGAGCAGCAGCAGCAACAGCAGCAGCACCAGGAGCAACAGCAGCAGCAACUGCUUCGCCAGCAGCAGCAACAUCUCCUGCUGCUGGUGCAGCAACAGCAGCAGGCGACGCUGCAACAGGAGCAACAGCAGCAGCUCCAGCAGCAGCUGCUGCAGCAACACCCCCUACCGGCCCAGCAGCCUCAGCAGGUUCUGCUGCAGCAGCAACAACGCCGGCUGGUGCAGCAGCAGCAGCAGCAGCAACCUUGCUGCCUUGGCUGCAGCUCGCCACGCAUGCAUUGCAGCGGGGGAGGCAGCAGCAGCUGCUGCUGGGCCCGCAGCAGUUCAACGGGGGUGGUGUUAGCCCUGCAAACCCUCGGAAGCCUCAGCUACCUGAACAGUACAUCUUGGCUCUGCAGGGCAGAGGAGGCGAGGAGGGUGCUGCUGCUGCUGAAGGGAAAUCAACAGCAGCAGCAGCAGCAGCAGCAGCAGCAGCAUCAGCAUCUGCAGCAGCAAGCACGGCAACGCCGCAAGGACCAGCAGCAGCAGCAGCAGCAGCAGCACAAGCAGCAGCAGCACCAUCUGCUGCGGGUUUGCCUCAGGAUUCCUCACCUUCGGAGGCGAUGAGGGAGCAGCAGCAGCUGCUGCCGCAGCAGCAGCCGAUGCUCCAGCAACAGCAGCAAAUGCUGCAGCAGCAGCCAAUGCUACAGCAGCAGCAGAUGCUGCAGCAGCAGCAGAUGCUGCAGCAGCAACAACGCCCCACUGCUGACUUCGUGGCUGGAGGCACCAUGGAGGGAGACUCAGCAGCAGCAGCAGCAGCAGCAGCGGGAGCGCCUCUGCUACCGCAGCAGCAGCAGCAGCUCUUGAGUGAACACAUGCAGCAGCGGCAGCAGCCGCAGCAGCAGCAGCAAAUGGCGAGAGUGCAGCCAGUGCAGCACCAGCAGCAGCAACAGCCGCAGCACAUGCUUCCAGGGGGACCGCUGCAGCAGCAGCAACACCUCCUGCCGGCCCCACAUCAACAGCAGCAGCCGCUGUUGCAGCAGCAGCAGCAGCAACAGCUGCGGCAGCAGCAGCAGCAACAGCCGCAUUGGGUUGCAACGCAGCAGCACGCGGUUCCUAUGCUGAUGCAACAGCAGCAGCAUAUGCUGCUGCAGCAGCACCAUCAGCCCUUAGCCUAUAGCAGCAAACCUCAUUUACCUCAGCAGCAGCAGAUGGAGGGUGCUUAUGACUUGCAGCAGUUGCAGCAGCAGCAGCUGCAGCAGCAGCAGCUGCAACAGCAGCAACUGCAGCACCAGCAACUGCAGCAGCAGCAACUGCAGCAGCUGCAGCAGCAGCAAAUGUUCUCGCGUCCUCCUUACGUGCAGCCGCAGCAGCAGCCACAGUCAGGUGAGGAUGCUGCUGAUGCAGCGCAGCAGCAGCAGCAGCAGCAGCAGCAGCAGCAGCAACAGUACCAGAGGCCAAUGUACAUACAGGCCCCUCCGCAGCAGCAGCAGCUGUCUCCCUACCCUACUGCAGCAACACACCUCACACAGGCAGCAGGAGCAGAUGGAAAUCUGCAGCAGCAGCAGCAGCAGCAGCAGGCGCUGGGCGGUACUCCGAUGCAGCCGUUUUCGCCGCAGCAGCUGCAGCAGCAGCAGCAGCACCAGGUGUAUCUGCAGCAGCAAGCUGCCUUUCAGGCUGCUGAAGGACCUCAAAGGCACUUCUCGCCGCAGCAGCAGCAGCUGCAGCAGCAGCAACUGCAACAGCAGCAGCUGCAGCACCAGCAGCUGCAACACCAGCAGCUACAGCAGCAGCAGCUGCAGCACCAGCAACUGCAGCAGCAGCAACUGCACGCGCAGCAGCUGCAUCCGCAGCAGCUGCACCCGCAGCAGCAGCAGCAGCAGCUCAUGUGUCACGAACAGAAUGCAUUUGCUGCUCAGCAGCAGCAGCAGCAGCAGCGUUUUGUUGCAGCAGCACCGCAGCACCCGCAAGCCCGCUUUGCUGCUGCUGCUGCUUUGCCUCAGCAGCAGCAGCAACAACGCCUGCCGCAGCAGCAGCAGCAGAUGCAGCAAGCUGCCUACCCGACGCAGCAGCAGCAGCAGCAGCCAGGCUACUAUCCUGUUGGCAUGCAGCCGCAGCAGCAACUUAAUGGUACUGCAGCAGAACUGCAACACUUGCAGCAGCAGCAGCAACUGCAGCAGCAGCAACUGCAGCAACAGCAAAUGCACCAGCAGCACAUGCAACAGCAGCAACUGCAGCAACACCUGCAGCAGCAGCAGCUGCAGCAGCAACAGUUUCGACAGCAGCAGCUUCAGCAGCAGCAGCACCUGCAGCAUCAGCAGCUGCAACAGCUUCAGCAGCAGCAGCUCCAGCAGCAGCCGCAGCACUUGCCGCAGCAGCACCAGAUGCAGCAGCAGCAACUGCAGCAGCAGCAGCAGCACCUGCAGCAGCAGGGGCUGUCUCCUGCAAGCCAGAGACAGCUGUCUACAGGCAGCAAGAGCAGCAAAAGUUCAUCGCGUUCUAAGAGGCCGCAGCAGCAGCAAUCGAAGGGUGCUGCUGCUGCAGCUGCUGCAGCAGCGGAGCAGCAGCAAACUGCUGUUGUUGGUGCUGCAGUUGCUCCAGGCGCUUUGCAUGCAUCUCAAGGGGCGGGAGGAAGUAUUCCUGCUGCUGCUGCUCAGCAGCAGCAGCAGCAUUUGCAGCACCAGCAGCGGCUGCAGCUGCAGCAGCAGCAUUUACAGCAACAGCACCAGCUACAGCACCACCGGCAGCUGCAGCAGCUUCAGCAGCAACAGCUGCAGCAGCACCAGCUCCAGCAUCAGCAGCUCCAGCACCAGCAACUGCAGCAGCAGCAGCUCCAGCAGCUGCAGCAGCAGCAGCAGCUGCAACAGCAGCAGCUACAGCAGCAGCAGCUGCAGCAACAGCCCGAGUACGGGGUCCACGCAUUUGCUGCGCAUCCAGUCGGCUAUGUUGACCCGCAGCAGCAGCAGCAGCAGCAGCAGCAACAGCGUCCUACUGCUGCUCGCCCCGCCGGCGCUUGA